GUCCCAACCCAUCUCUGCCCCGCCGACCAUUUAGAGGUGUGUUUGGACAGGGCUGUUUGAAUCGUAACGCGUUCGGGAAUGCUAAAUGGGCGUCGUGCGGCGGACGCAGUAAGCGACGGUUUGGUAGUACCCGCUCUGAUGGGCGGGAACGGAGGCGAGUUGGGUGGGUGGUAUCGACGGCGUUGGGAGCCUUUGCCACCCCCCCCCCGUGUCUCCGCCGGCCGCUGGAAAAGUGUAUGUACAGUAUGUAAGCGUCGGAGUUACCGUCCAAAACGCGUCCCACUUUACGCGUAGUGACCAAGAGACGAGAUGCGCCCGCUUGACCAACAAAAAGGCGCGCCUGCUCGAUCGCAGGGGCGGGUCCGAGAAGGGGUUUUUGACGAGAGGGAGGUCCUGGCGGCGCGCCCACCACCCGCUUCCAGUUGGCGUUCUCGUCGCCCCGUACGGCAAUCUAUCGUCUGCGCCGGAGUGGCGAGACAGCAUCGUUCAGCCUAUCCCGCUCCUUUAACCCGCCCCCAUCCGGUUCUGCCAUCGGACGGGACGAAUGUUCUCGUUUUUUUUUUCUGCCCAGCACAUCUCGGGGGCUUCUCGCUAGGACUUUCUCUCUUUGCCCAGUCCCCAAUUCGGGGCGUGCGGCAAAAAACCCCGAAACAGGGCGCGUUUCCCGACACGAGUGUGGGGUGCUGGCCAAACGCAUGCGGGUUCGUCCGGAUCCUAUCAUACACCCACACCUCUCCAGCGAGGCGGGAUGAGAAAGGGAUCCCCACCCAUCCAAAGGGAAAGAACGGCACAAACACCCCAGCCCGCACCCAGCACGCGCUGCCUGGGCGAAACCCCCAUGCGAAUCAGACCCCGAAGCCGAUCGCUUGCUACAUCGUUCACUUCCCCCGGUCCAGUCUUGCAUUUCCGCCCUUCGUUACUGGGGACCGUGGGGAGGUUCUGUGGGUGGGCAUUGUGUUGGGCGACGGGAGGAAGUGAGUCGCGGGUUCUAGCGGGGGUUCUAGGCGUUGUAUUCAUUGGCCGCACGCUGGUUUAUGCAGGAGGACCAGAGGGGGCAGGGGUGCGAAUGCGACGAGGUUGACGCGUGAUGUGGUAAGCCCCGACUUCGCGUGUUGCCCAAACAAAGUGUCUUGUAAUUGUCGCGUCUGCCGCUCCGCCUGCCGCGCAAGGCGAAACGACCACCGCAAUGACCAAUGCCGACCAAGAUGUUCCUCAUGACGGUUGACUUUCUGAACUUUGGCUGGGAAGUCCGUCUUCGCCCCAUCUUUUAUUCUCCCGAGCGGUCCAGCACUGCUGUAAGAAACAAAUUCGAGUGCCCCCUGGCUCCCUCGAGGCCGCUGUUUGGCAGAAUGGGUCAUCAGCCGAUUGGGGGCAACGUAAAACCACAUCCCAAUACGCAA
Molecule: messenger RNA, 1400 nt
Organism: Fimicolochytrium jonesii
Lineage: Eukaryota; Fungi; Chytridiomycota; Chytridiomycetes; Spizellomycetales; Powellomycetaceae
Exons: 2
Coding region: 310-978 (222 amino acids)
Source: RefSeq, a predicted model, not a curated record